ACACCGGCUAAUCGCUGUCUCUUGCAGGUAACGUUUCGGACAAGGAUCUACCACUGUAAUAUUAACAGCCAAGGCGUCAUCUGCCUGGACAUUUUAAAAGACAACUGGAGCCCAGCAUUAACCAUUUCUAAAGUUCUCCUCUCCAUCUGCUCCCUCCUCACAGACUGCAACCCCGCUGACCCCCUGGUUGGAAGUAUUGCCACUCAGUAUAUGACUAACAGAGCAGAGCAUGACAGAAUGGCCAGACAAUGGACAAAAAGAUAUGCUACAUAAAUUGGAUUUUUGUCAAACUCUUACAUUAUUUGUCUGUGAUGGAAAGAGCUGCUUAUGAUUUUGAAGGGGUUGGGGGGAGGGAGGGUGCUGGUAAAGAGUAGGGUAUUUCUAUAACAGAUUUUAUUCAGUCUUUUAUUUCCUAAGAUUUUGUUGUUGUAACUUAAGGUAUCUUGCUACAGUAGACAGCUAGGAUUGGGAAUAGCAUAUUUUAAGACUGUAAUUAGCUCAGCAAUGUUAGCUCACAUAUAGUACCGAGAAGAAUGUAAACUUCUUAGACUUUUGGUUUUCAGUUUGCUUGCAAUAUGUAAAAGAUUAAAACAGCUUAAUUUUGUACAGGUACAUAUGUUGACAUUUAUGUAAAAGUCCUUUCAAAACUCUACACACUGUUUUUGCGUUUUGGUUUGGUUUUGGUUUUUUGUUUUGUUUGGGGAGGGGUUUAUUUUGUUCUGGGUUGGGUUUCUUUUUUUUUUUUUUUUUUUGGGUAAAAGGAUGUUGGGAUUGUUUUCCCCUAUGGAGGGCACAUCGGUAUUUAACAAAUCCUUUUUAAAGACUGUCAUCUCAUGAUCUGUGAUAUGGAGAGGGGGAUAUAUGGCCUCAUAUAUGAAAUGAGAAGUAGUUAAUGUAUUAUUUUAUAAGCCAAUCUAUCUUUGUGAAAAGAAUAAAGGGUUUAAUCAGGACUUAUGACAACCUGUAGUGAAAUACCUUAAGCUGUUUAACUGUAAGGCGUGGAAUAGGAGUCACUCAGUGGAUUGGUUGUAUGUUGUGGGCUACUUAAGUCUGCAUUUGUUACUGUGCUAAUAAAAAGAUGUU
Messenger RNA from Pterocles gutturalis (yellow-throated sandgrouse), 1083 nucleotides. RefSeq names its product ubiquitin-conjugating enzyme E2 E1-like. The record is from RefSeq and is a predicted model, not a curated record. Gene Ontology annotation, molecular function: ubiquitin conjugating enzyme activity. The transcript has 2 exons. Gene Ontology annotation, biological process: protein polyubiquitination. Gene Ontology annotation, cellular component: nucleus. The annotation marks the transcript as partial. NCBI's taxonomy places the organism in Eukaryota, Metazoa, Chordata, Aves, Pterocliformes, Pteroclidae.